AUGUUUCUAUUUGGAUUCUUCUUACAAGAUUUAAAUCGACAGCUACUCGAAGUACAUCAAGCAUUUAAAUUAAAUUAUUUGGAAAAGCAGCUAAAAGUUUAUCGUGGACAAAGAAUGUCACCCGUUGAACUGGAAAAUCUGCUUAAACAAUUUGAAAAAUACACAGAGAUAGCCUUGGUAAACUCUAGCUGUUUUUCAACGUCAUUAAAUCGUUCUACGGCACUUUCAUUCAUUCUGGAGAAAGAAAAAUCAGAUCAGUUAGUGGGUGUUCUGUUUGAAAUAACUAUUGAUAUCGAUCGACGUUGCCGACCAUUUGGAGGUAUUUCGAGUAUCAGCGCUGUUCCCCGUGAAUCUGAAGUUCUGUUUAUGCCAGGAGUCUGUUUUACAUCGAAAAAGGCUAAUGUAACGUUUGACAAAGCUGCAAAUUUUCGGAUAAUUCACCUGGGGCAGAUGGAGCCGGCAGAUAUUAACUUUAGCUCACUGCCAGAGUAUUUCGAGAGCACAAUCACAAGAAGAACUUUGAUAAAUUGUGUCACCGCUGUAUCGACUGACGGCCAAUUGUACUUAGCCUCACAUGAGCAGAUUGACAGAAUUUUCGAUCAGUUAGUUUUGAUAUUUCCACUGGAAACAUGGAUUCUAGCAGUCAAAGAACAUUGUCGAGUACUAAAAAUGAUAAAGUUUAAACGUUUUAACAUGGAGAAAGAAGAAACGUCUUUAGCAGUGUCUACACUAGAGAAAGCUAUGAAAGUUUGGUCUAAUAAUACAAGUGAUAUCGAUUUAAACUGUUUUGGUAUUAUUGCCCAUCUUCACAGAACACUUGCUUGGCUCCGUGGACCAGCCUCUACAAUAGUGAAUAAAAAGAAACAUUAUGAGCUAGCAAUCAGUAAUUUAUGGACUAAAGUGGACAGCAAAAGUUUAAGACACUUUUUAUUUUUAAUUUUUCUCCUCGGCCAUUAUAGCUAGAACAAAUGUAAAAAAUGAUUUGAACAGCUGGAAGAAUUUAUAAUCAGACGAGGUAUAUAUGAAAAUUUUGUUAAAAUUUCUGUAAAUCAGAUCCCUGGAAAACCAAGAUUUCAGAAAACUCAAAAAAUCCAACUCCCAGG
Didymodactylos carnosus is the source of this 1103-nucleotide messenger RNA. Lineage: Eukaryota; Metazoa; Rotifera; Eurotatoria; Philodinida; Philodinidae. The record is from the annotation of a GenBank genome assembly.